UCAAAAAAGGAAGUGUAUAGAAAUGUUUAGAAAAUGAAAAUUACUGUGUUCCCUAUUUAAUGGCCUUGCUUAGAAAGAAUGUCCUCAGAGAACUUACCCCCACGGUUCCCACAGACGCUCAUCACAGCCGGCCCAGCAGCAGCCUUGUUUGCCCCAUGGCCUUCGUGCUCUCUCUACUGGCCGCCCUGGUGCUGUUCAGCUAUGGCCCUGGUGGAUCUCUGGGCUGUGACCUGUCUCAGAAUCACAUGCUGGUUACCAGGAAGAACUUCAUGCUUCUGGGCCAAAUGAGGAGAACCUCCCCUCGCUUCUGUCUGAAGGACAUAAAAGACUUCGGUUUCCCCCAGGAGAUGGUGGAUGGCACCCAGCUCCAGAAGGCCCAGGCCACCUCUGUCCUGCAUGAGAUGCUCCAGCAGAUCUUCAAUCUCUUCCACACAGAGCACUCCUCUGCUGCCUGGGACACCACCCUCCUGGACAGACUCCGCACUGGACUCCAUCAGCAGCUGGAGGACCUGGACGCCUGCUUGGGGCUGGCGAUGGGAGAGGAAGAAUCUGCCCUGGGAAUGAUGGACCCUACACUUGCCGUGAAGAGGUACUUCCAGGGAAUCCACCUCUACCUGCAAGAGAAGAAACAUAGCGAUUGUGCCUGGGAAAUUGUCAGAGAGGAAAUCAUGAGAUCCUUCUCUUCAUUAACAAGCUUGCAAAAAAGACUCACGAGGAAGAAAUGA
Hippopotamus amphibius kiboko is the source of this 725-nucleotide messenger RNA. Its product is annotated as interferon omega-1-like. NCBI's taxonomy places the organism in Eukaryota, Metazoa, Chordata, Mammalia, Artiodactyla, Hippopotamidae. Gene Ontology annotation, biological process: defense response; humoral immune response; adaptive immune response. Gene Ontology annotation, cellular component: extracellular region. The record is from RefSeq and is a predicted model, not a curated record. The transcript has a single exon. Bases 60 to 725 code for a protein of 221 amino acids. Gene Ontology annotation, molecular function: cytokine activity; type I interferon receptor binding.